Molecule: messenger RNA, 396 nt
Organism: Trametes versicolor FP-101664 SS1
Lineage: Eukaryota; Fungi; Basidiomycota; Agaricomycetes; Polyporales; Polyporaceae
Exons: 2
Coding region: 1-396 (131 amino acids)
Source: RefSeq, a predicted model, not a curated record
AUGUCCGAAAUCGUCGCCGACAUCGUAGAGGGGACGACGGGAGUGCGCAUGGAUACGGGUGGACGAACCGAAGCCGAGAAUCGCCAGCCGCAACCGGUGUUGGCCCGGCGUGAAAUUGAGAUGAUUUUGAUGCUUGCGAUCCAGGGCAGCCUGUUCUCGCCUGUGGGACAGGGACGUCGAAGGGAGGAGUUGCACGAGCGUCGUGCGCAGGCAGAGAUCGGGCCGAUGAACGAGGGCCGAGCUUUGAGCUUGCUAGAGGGGUAUCGCAUGCUGCUGCGGCGGGCGAACGAUUGGCGGGAGAACGCGGAGAUAGGCAGGUGUGCGACUUGGUAUCUGUCCACCAUAAUGGAAGUGACGAUCGCCGACAUGCGGGAGCUCGGGGCGACAGCCGGCUGA